This is a messenger RNA of Manduca sexta (tobacco hornworm), 1870 nucleotides long. RefSeq names its product probable 4-coumarate--CoA ligase 3. NCBI's taxonomy places the organism in Eukaryota, Metazoa, Arthropoda, Insecta, Lepidoptera, Sphingidae. Gene Ontology annotation, biological process: fatty-acyl-CoA biosynthetic process; long-chain fatty acid metabolic process. Gene Ontology annotation, cellular component: mitochondrion. Gene Ontology annotation, molecular function: long-chain fatty acid-CoA ligase activity. The coding region runs from base 96 to 1799 and encodes 567 amino acids. The record is from RefSeq and is a predicted model, not a curated record. The transcript has 9 exons.
UGUGUUAGUUAUCAAAGACCACUGAACCCUAGAACGUGUUUGCCUCUACGCAUUGCUCAGUCAAUUCGUGAUCAAACCGAACCGCACACGUUCAAAUGAUAAUGGCUUUAAAUGCUAUAACGCGAACAGCACAAAGGAUAGUUGGGAAUAGUGGAAUAUUACUUUCAUCAAGAAGUAGCAGUCUUUGGACGUCGGAUAAUAUAGUAAAAUCACCACAUAAAGAUGUCGUCAUUCCAAACAGAACCGUGGUGGAGCACGUUUGGGAAGACAUAUUGAAAUGGGCUGACAAAACUGCUCUGGUCUGCGGCGUAACAAAUCGCUCAAUCACUUAUCAACAGUUAUACAAAUAUUCAAGAAAUUUCGCUGCACAACUUCGUACUCAACUUAAAAUUCGAGAUGGGGAUGUUGUUUGUAUCAUGAUGCCAAAUUCUCCGGAAUAUGGUGUGGCAAUGCUAGGUAUUCUGGAAGCAGGUGCCGAAGUAACGACUAUAAAUCCUAUUUACACUGCCCACGAAGUACAUAGACAGUUGGUACUAGCAAAUCCCAAUGUCGUAAUAGGCGUACCUAGUACCAUAAAAGUAUUGAAAGAAGCGUUACAAUUAGCUCAAAAGGAUUUACCAAUCAUUGGCCUCAAUGACGGUACUGGCUUACCAUCCGGAGUUAUAUCUUUCCAAGAGUUCGUGAUAGAUUCGAACCCAGAUCUCAGUGUUUUAAAAGAAGUUAGCAAGAAGCCUGAAGACAUAGCUUUCCUACCAUACUCAAGUGGUACAACUGGCUUGCCUAAAGGAGUAGAAUUGACCAACAGAAAUGUUGUCGCGAACUGCGUGCAACAGGAGUCGGAUCCUAUAAAAUUUUAUAACGAUACGACGAGUUUAAAUCAAGACGCAACCUUGGCCGUGCUUCCAUUCUACCACAUCUACGGCUUAGUCAUAAUACUGCUGCAUAAACUGUCUGCCGGCCUCAAGGUGGUAACGCUGCCGAAAUUUCAGCCAGACUCGUUUCUCUCGACUUUGAAGGAACAUAAGAUACAAUUGCUCUGCGCAGCGCCUCCUAUGGUUCUGUUCCUCGGAUCGCAUCCAGACGUUAAGAAGGAGCAUUUAGAAUCAAUCAAGACAAUUACUAGUGGCGCCGCGCCGCUCCCGAGGAAUGAUGUUCAAAGAGUAUUAGAAAAAGUUCAGCCUGACACGAACUUGCUACAAAUUUACGGUCUCACGGAAACCUCUCCGCUAGCGACAGCUAUGCUGCGAGGAUCUACCGCGUAUUCUACAGCCGGGUAUGCUAUAGCAAAUACCCAGCUCAGGGUCGUCGACUCGGAUUUACGCAGCUUGGAGCCGAACCAGGUCGGUGAACUCCUAAUACGAGGUCCUCAAGUUAUGAAAGGUUACAGAAAUAAUCCAGAGGCUACAAAAGCGGUCAUCACAGAAGGAUGGUUUAGAUCUGGUGAUCUAGCUAGUCUCGGUAAAGACGGAGUUGUUACGAUUGUUGAUCGACUUAAGGAAUUAAUUAAGGUCAAAGGCUACCAAGUACCACCAGCUGAACUAGAAAAUAUUCUAAAAGAACAUCCAGCAGUACUUGAUGCAGCUGUUGUUGGUAUGCCCGAUAAAAAGGCUGGUGAAGUUCCCAAAGCAUUUAUAGUGAAAAAAGAUGGUGUUAAAGUACAACCUGAAGAUAUUAUCAAGUUCGUAGCAGAAAGAGUAGCAGAAUUCAAAAGGAUAAAAGAAGUUACGUUCCUAGACGAGUUACCUAAAAAUCCUUCAGGGAAGAUACUCAGGAGGGUUUUGAAAGACAAAUAUUGUUGACAAAGACAAAAUUUAUCUAUAUUUCAAAAUAUUGAGUGCAAUAUUCUUUAAGAUAAAAUGUGAUUCAUAAU